Molecule: messenger RNA, 1257 nt
Organism: Penicillium odoratum
Lineage: Eukaryota; Fungi; Ascomycota; Eurotiomycetes; Eurotiales; Aspergillaceae
Exons: 7
Coding region: 1-1257 (418 amino acids)
Biological process (GO): L-aspartate biosynthetic process
Cellular component (GO): cytosol
Molecular function (GO): L-aspartate:2-oxoglutarate transaminase activity; pyridoxal phosphate binding
Source: RefSeq, a predicted model, not a curated record
AUGGGUUCUAUAACAGCAAACCCCUUUCAGGAUGUCCCAGUACCUCAAAUAGAGAGUCUCGCAUCUCUUAUUUGGCAAUUCCGAGCCGACACAGAUCCCAAUCGAAUUGAUCUCCUCGUGGGCGUCUAUAAGACUGAUGAAGGGGAGGCUUAUGUUCAACCCAGCGUGAAAGAGGCAAAGGAAAGAAUAUUUCAUGACUCUGAAUGGCAUCAUGAGUACCGCCCCUGGGCUCUCGGCUCCCCGGCUUAUAGAGCCUUGAGCGAGAAGUUGCUUUUUGGGGCUGACCAUCGCCUUUUACGGGAGAAGAGAAUCGUUUCAAUGCAAACACUCGGUGCGAGUGGUGGAUGCCAUGCUGGCGCAGUGAUGUUAAAAAAUCACUAUGGGCCGUGGAAACAGACUGGGAAUCCCGAGAUCUUCCUUCCAGACGAGACAUGGCUAAACCAUCCUUUCGUAUUCGAGUCUGUUGGAAUUACGCCCAGGAUUAUCCCUUAUUUCAGCAGCAAGACAAACAAAUUUGAUUUUGCGGCUUUUACAACAACCCUCAAAGCAUUGCCAGCUCAAUCGGUCGUUCUUCUCCAGUCCGGAGCCCAGAAUCCAACAGGUUGUGAUCCUUCACUGGAACAAUGGCGUGAACUAGCCUCGAUCUUCUCUCAGCGCGGUCAUUUUGCUUUCUUCGAUGCUGCGUAUCCUGGUUUUGCAUCCGGAGAUAUCGACACCGAUCUUCAGGCCGUUAGAUUGUUCGCCGAGCAAGAAGUCCCCCUUAUACUUGUCUCGACAUAUGGAAAAUGCUUUGGACUUUACAGUGAACGUGUUGGGGUUCUCUCGAUGCUCGUACCUAACGAGGAAGUCGGAAAGCGACUCGAAUUGCAUAUGAUGCGAAUGGUGCGAGCUGAGUCUGGUGCACCUCCAGACUUUGGAUCCAAAAUUGUCCAAACGGUUCUAGCGGAUGAGAAGUUGGAGCGCCAAUGGCGGGAGGAAGUGCGUCAUAUGGCGGAACGACUUAAGCAUCGUCGACUUGUGCUAAGGGAAAAUUUGGAGAAAUUGGAAACUCCGGGAGACUGGCGUCAUAUCACGGAUCAGAAUGGAAUGUUUUCAUAUGUUGGACUGUCUUUAGAGCAGGUCAAUCUCCUCCGAAACAAGUACCAUGUGUACCUUCAGGAUACUGGAAGAAUAUCUAUCGCUGGGCUUAACAACUUCAACAUCGACUACACUGCUCGUAGUAUUAGCGAUGUUGUGAAAGCGACAACGCCCAAUUGA